AACAAUGACCAAUCUAAUAUAUCUGACUUACCAAUUCCACUUCAACAAAUACUUCUGUCAAAUUACUUAUACAAAGUGACGAAUUAUAGUGAACCUAAACUGAUAGUUACUGCAAAAAAAGUUACAAUCAAACAAAUUAUUGUUGAUUUAUUUGUGCAUAUUAACAUUGAAGACAUUAAAGAUAACAUAUCAGAAUAG
Molecule: messenger RNA, 198 nt
Organism: Racocetra persica
Lineage: Eukaryota; Fungi; Glomeromycota; Glomeromycetes; Diversisporales; Gigasporaceae
Source: the annotation of a GenBank genome assembly